CCGCAGCUCCGAGGAAAGGGCGGCUGCGCUGGUUUUCCUGUGCGCCUGCUCCGCGCGCCUCCAACCGGAGUCCGGCGGAGGCGGCGCUUCAGCCGAGUCUGCGGCUUCCCUUCCUUGCUGGCGGCGGCCUGGAGCAAAGGGCGGGUGUGCCGGCGUCUCCUUCUGGCUCAGGUCCGCAGGCUCCGGGGCUCGGAUCUUCGACGGCGGCUUCCGAUCAUGGGCGAUCCACAGCCGGUGGAGAUCGACGGCGGCAUCAUGGAAGGGGUGAGCUGGGGAUUACGCGCGGGGCCGGCUGCCUUUCUCGGGGUUCAUAGCCGCCAUGGACCUGAAUGAAUGGGGUUUUUUGGGGGGGACUGGCGCGGCCUCCAGGUAGAUCGGAGCUGCAUUCUUGGAUAUUGGGGGGGGGGGCGUCUCCCCUUCGAUCCCCUGCCGUGGAGCCGCAUAACCCCUUGCUUGGUUUUCCCAACGGGAAUGCCAAACUGCUUGUGUUUACCUUUCUCCUUACCCCACCCAGGUUACUUAUAGUAGGCUGCAGCCCCGCUCGGUGGGGCUUGCUUCUGAAUAGAACAGUAGAGUUGGAAGGGGUCCCUAGAGUCAUCUAGUCCACCCUCUGCAAUGCAGGAAUCUCAGCGAAAGCAGCCAUGACAGGUGGCCAUCCAAUCUCUGCUAAAAAUACAUCCAGGAAAGAAGAGCCCACCACAUGGGUAGGCAAACUAAGGCCCGGGGGCGAGAUCUGGCCCAAACGCCUUCUAAAUCCAGCCUGCAGACGGUCCAGGAAUCAGUGUGUUUUUACAUGAGUAGAAUGUGUCCUUUUAUUUAAAGUGCAUCUCUGGGUUAUUUGUGGGGCCUGCCUGGUGUUUUUACAUGAGUAGAAUGUGUCCUUUUAUUUAAAAUGCAUCUCUGGGUUUUUGUGUAGCAUAGGAAUUCGUUCAUUCGCCCCCCCCCCCCCAAAUAUAGUUCAGUCCCCACAAGGUCUGAGGGACAGUGGACUGGCCCCCUGCUGAAAAAGUUUGCUGACCCCUGGCCCACCACCUCCCGUUCCACUGUAGAACAGCUUCUUCCUCUCAAGAGAGUUUUUCCUGAUGUUUAGUCUCCUUUCUUGUAACUUGAAGUCGCUGGUUCGAGCCCUGCUCUCCAGAUCAGGAGAAUACUGCCAAAUUUUCUCCUUGCUCAGGGUGCCGUAUUACCAAAGUCUGCCCCUGGUUAGUAGCCCACCUUUCAGGUGUGCUGCUGCAAGUCGCAUUUAUGACAAAAAUCAGAAAGCGCUUUAAAAGCAAGUUGCAGUCAAAGGAAUAUAGGUGGCUGCCUUAUAAGCAGCCAGACCAUUGGCCAUGUAGCUCUGAAGUGUUGGCACAGACUGGCAGUAGCGCUUCAGGGUUUCAGGCAUGGAUCUGUUCUAGGCCUUCCCUGAGACCCCAGUAACUGAGCAUGCGGUUGUUUGCAUAAAAAGCACGUCCUCUGGCACUGACUUACGCAGCAAUGAACCUGCUAGCACACUUGCAAAGCUAGACAGUAUGGUUUCAAAUUGGAUGGGGGACCACAUGUUGAGAUUCCUGCCUUGCAGGGGGUUGGACUAGAUGACCCUGGGGAGCCCUUCUGACUCUACAAUUCUGUUAUUCUACGGCCUUUCCCCGAAGACCUCUGCCUACCCACCCGGGUACCCAGUGGGACUUGUGUCCGCAUGCAUACAAAUAGACUGGGUAACUGCAAUAGCAGGACAGUACUUAAUUUCUGGAAAGAGGAGCAGUCUGCCUGGAAACAGUGACGAGGCCGUACCUGUAUGACAGUCGCUUCUAUCUGUGGCAAGUAUUGAUCCUCUCUUUUCUUUUCAGGGUGGCCAGAUCCUGCGCGUCACCACGGCUCUGAGCUGCCUCUGUGGUACGCCCUUACAUGUGAAAAAUAUCCGAGCCGGCAGGAGUCAGCCUGGCCUUAGGUAAGUCUAGGAGAACAAUUGUCAAAGCGGUUUGCUUUAGGAGAGGCAUUGGAGAACCUCGUUGCCCCCAACCUGGCAGGCCAGCUUUGAUAGGACAGCCCACCUGUCAAUCACCUCACCCCAUGAUGCUCUGCAUCUGGACAGUAUCGCUUCAGACUGCAGGUUGGGAAUAUCAGCGGGACUGAAUGCGCAUCCGUUUUGCAUUGCAAACCCAAGUCGGGGUGGACAAUCAUCAAGGACCACCCUGCUGAGAGCCUGAGGGUCCUGCUCCUGCCUCUAUCUAUCUGAGCCAGUGUGGAGCCUGACAGGCUUCAUAAGGACUGGUGUUGCUGCCCUGCAGAAAGUACUGCUUUUUCUGUUAAAUUGAUUUUAAUUUUUUUUUUAUGUCCUUUUCAAUCAUUUUAAAAAGUGAUUUAACUGUUUUUAACGUACAUCCUCUGCCAUUUUAAAAUGUGUUUUGGGGGAGGGUUGUGGUUGUUUUUGCUUGAUUGUGUGCUUCGUGGUUUUGUGUUCUGAUUUUAUCCUGUGAACUGCCCUGAGGCCUAUGGGUAUAGGACGGUAUAUAAAUUCAAAUAAUAAUAGAUAACACUUGGGGAGAUAACCUGUGACUCUUCAGCUAUUUAUUUUAUUUAUUGCUAGACUACAACUCACAUCCUCCCUGACCUUUAGCUGCGCUGAUGGUUGAUUGGAAUCCACAGUUUGGAAGCCCGCAGAGUCUCCAGUCCUGUUCUAGGGCAAGAUUCUCCCCGACACGCUCAUUUUCUAUGUGUAGGAAUCUUUUGUUGUUCUUGCUGGGUAGCAUUCAAUCCCUCUUCCCAGGGAAUUCUGCAGCUGUGAUAGCACUGGUUUCCUCUUUCCCUGGAAGAUGAUUGCUGCUAUGACCACUAACUUUCUUGGCCAGGGACAAUGGCUGCUCACCCUGAGCUUGCAGGCAAGUUACUGUUUGCACCUCUGGUGUACUGAGAAGUUUGCACCGGACAUGCAAAAAUCUAGCAUUCUUUGCUACAUGAGUGCAUACGCAGGCUUUGCUUCUGUUCUAACUCAGUCCUCUUGACUUGAAGGCCUCAGCACCUGUCAGGAUUGAAAAUGGUUCGCGACAUAUGCAACGGGCAGAUGGAAGGUGGAGAAAUCGGAUCGACCGAAGUCACUUUCGUGCCAGGGAAGAUCCAGGGUGGAACCCACGUCGCGGAUACCAAAACAGCGGGGUAUAUCUCUGCGACUUCUUUGGGUGCUGAUGUAGCAAUUGUUAUUCCGUGUUCAAGAGAAAUUUUACAUAACAGAAUGAAAGAAAAUGGAUCCAGUAUUGACAAGACACCUUACCGGCUUAAAAUGCCGAUCAGUCAUGUUUUUUCUUGCUGCCUUUCAGGUCGAAUUUGCCUUUCCUUGUAUGCACAAGUUGCUGUGUAUAGACGUUACCUGCUGCGGGUCCACACCCUCAGGUGGUGAUGUCUUUGCCGGACAUACCGUAUUUUUCGCUCUAUAAGACGCACUUUUCCCCUCCUAAAAAGUAAGGGGAACUGUGUGUGCGUCUUAUGGAGCAAAUGCAGGCGGGAGGCUCUGCUCAGCACUCCCUUUAAAGAGCCGCGUGGAGCGUGCGUGUGGCUCUUGGGGGCUUUUCCCCGAGGAGGGAAAAGGGCUGCCCUCCGCGCGCUCUUUAAAGGGAACGUGGCUCUUGGGGGAGCCUUCCUCCCGCUGCCCGGGAGAGGCUGCAUGCGGCUAUCCCAUAAGCCAGGACAGCAAGAGGGAUCACUGCGCUGUCCUGGCUCCUGGUUUAGCCACGCGCAGCCUCCUCCGGGCAGGGGGAGCCUUCCUCCCGCUGCCCGGGAGAGGCUCUGCGUGGCUGUCCCAGAAGCCAGAGCAGCAAGAGGCUAUCCCAGAAGCCAGAUCCCUCUUGCUGUUCUGGCUUCUGGGAUUCAGAAUAUUUUUUUUCUUGUUUUCCUCCUCCAAAAACUAGGUGCGUCUUAUGGUCUGGUGCGUCUUAUAGAGCGAAAAAUACGGUAAUUGUCCAGUUGGUUUCUCUGCCUCCUGGAAAUCCAGAAGGAAAAUGAAAUGUACUCAAAUGUACCAUACUUGGGGCUUUCUGCCACAUGCACCUUGGUUUUUAUACCUCACCAAGUUGCCUCCUUGCACAAUCUUUAUUAGUAAAGCAGAUGUGAAACUGGUGGCAAAAGAAAUUCGUGGAAAGGGAUGCCAUGUUUGAGUUAGAUUGAAGCUGUCUUGGGGAAAACUGCAUCAAAAUGCAGUGUUUCACCAGAAACCUCAAGAUAGCUCUGGAUCUUGGGUGGCACGUAUUCAUGGAUUUAAAAAACAGCAACGGAAGUGCACUGGAGUCAUAAUAAAUAGUAAUAUUUACAGUGAUGUUUAUAGCUUUUCUUCGCAAGCUCUAAACACUGGGGCUGGAUUUUUGAAGCUUUGUUAACUGGGUCGUUUAGCGAACAGAUUUUCUGUGAGCUGAGCAGUGUGUGUGUUUUAAAGUAUAACUGUUUUGUAAAGUUCAUCUCUGUCGCUGGUAGAUAGUGUGAGAUGUAAUCCGUUGGAGCAGUCAAAUACAAUAUUCCUUGUUUCCCUAGAGUGGACACAGACAGGGGGAUGUUACUCCAGCUAGUAUAACAUCCUGUUACACCUGGUCUGGAGCAUCCUCCCCUUACAUGUGACCAGGUAGGUGGGCGUGACCCUUGCAGACCCCGCACCAGGUCCAGUCACGCAGCCAUCUUCCUUUUUUACCCUUUUGCCUUGACUGUUGUGUCUUUAUUCUUUUGAGAGGGAUCAAAGGGGACUUACCAGGAAUAAAUCCAAUCUGCGCAUGCCAGACUGGAUUGCUUAGCUGAAGAGAUUCAAACGAAUCUGCAAACCAGCUUCCUGCUGUAUAAGGCAGGCAUGUUCAAAGUGUGGCCCGGGGGCCUAAUCUGGUCUGCCGAUCAGUUUAAUCUGGCCCCUGCGGCAGUUAAUUUCCUGGGGUAAAAUCCUAAAAGAAGGUCAACAACUUCAAUCCUAAAAUAAAGGUCAACAACUUCGGUCGGCCCUCAUGCAUGUUCAUUUCAUCAAAUCUAGCCCUCAUUGAAAAAAGUUUGGACACCCCUGGUAUAAGGGGAAUUCACUCUGCUACUUGACUCACUAGCAUGAGUGAAGGAAGGAUAAUAUUUAAUAAUAAUAAUAAUAAUAAUAAUAAAAAUAAAAAUAAAAAUAAAUACAAUUUAUUAUUUGUUCCCCGCCUAUCUGGCUGGGUUUCCCCAGCCACUCUGGGCGGCUUCCAACAAAGAUUAAAAAUACAUUAAAAUUUUACACAUUAAAAACUUCCCUGAACAUUUAGAUGUCUUCCAAAUGUCAGGUAGUUGUUUAUCUCUUUGACAUCUGAUGGGAGGGCGUUCCACAGGGCAGGCGCCACUACUGAGAAGGCCCUCUGCCUGGUUCCCUGUAGCUUUGCUUCUCGCAAUGAGGGAACCGCCAGAUGGCCCUCCUCUUCUAUAUCCUCUCCUACUAUCCACAACAUUCCCACAGAUAGAAAAUUGCAUCUGGGAGUUUGGGAAUCCCCAUUGGCUCCAGUCCCUCCAUAAUAAAGAACACAUUCUGUCUAUGUCUCAUUCCCGUUGCAGGAGUGUCUGCCUGCUGAUGCAAGUUGCAAUGCCCUGUGUGCUCUUUGCAGCCUCUCCAUCGGAGCUCCGUUUGAAAGGUGGCACCAAUGCAGAGAUGGCUCCCCAGAUUGACUAUACGGUGAUGGUAAGUUGACCCUUCCAUCUUUGCAGCCCAAGUCAGUCCUUUGCUUCAUUAGACUUUGGCAACAACGUUACACAAGAAAGCUACAUCCGAAAUACAUUGCCACCAAACGGUUAAGUGGACCUAAAUUCCAGAAAGUGGAGAUAAAGCCACAAAAAGUUACUAGUUCUCAGUUUUCCACAUCCACCUGCUUUGGCGUUGUGGCAUGCUGUUGGCAGGAAGGAGGAAAGAAUAAAUUUGUUUUUGGUAGCUUCCCUGACCAGACUACUUGAAUGGUCUGAUGCUGCAGCUACGAUGGUAUGGCUCUGAGUAGUCCUUUGUCAGGCAGAUGUCAGAUUUGUUGUUGUUGUUUAGUUGUUUAGUCGUGUCCGACUCUUCGUGACCCCAUGGACCAGAGCACGCCAGGCACUCCUGUCUUCCACUGCCUCCCGCAGUUUGGUCAAACUCAUGCUGGUAGCUUCGAGAACACUGUCCAACCAUCUCGUCCUCUAUCGUCCCCGUCUCCUUGUGCCCUCCAUCUUUCCCAACAUCAGGGUCUUUUCCAGGGAGUCUUCUCUUCUCAUGAGGUGGCCAAAGUAUUGGAGCCUCAGCUUCAGGUUCUGUCCUUCCAGUGAGCACUCAGGGCUGAUUUCCUUCAGAAUGGAGAGGUUUGAUCUUCUUGCAGUCCAUGGGACUCUCAAGAGUCUCCUCCAGCACCAGAAUUCAAAAGCAUCAAUUCUUUGGCGAUCAGCCUUCUUUAUGGUCCAGCUCUCACUUCCAUACAUCACUACUGGGAAAACCAUAGCUUUUACUAUACGGACCUUUGUUGGCAAGGUGAUGUCUCUACUUUUUAAGAUGCUGUCUAGGUUUGUCAUUGCUAGGUUUGUCAGAGCAAUGACAAACCUAGAUGUCAGACAGUCCCAUAUAAAGGCAGAUUAUUUCUUUUAUAUAGGCAGAUUUAUUUCUUUUAACUAUAAUAAACGCGUCUUUGUCUGAUCACUUGGAAAUAAUUCUCACUUGUCACAGGUGACUAUGUGAAUGCUUGUCUACCAGCCUGGUCACUUCUUGAAACCAUUCAUUCAGGUGCUAUAACUUCUUAUUUGUUGAAACAGAUGGGAUUGUAUAAGUAGCACAGUACGCCUGACUUCAGAAUUGUGGUUCCUUCAGAAUUUUCUUUGCAGUUCAUUUUCUUGAAAGGCAUGCUUCAGAAGAAUGCAACUUCAAACCAUGGAUUGUUUAACUUACCUGGAGUUUAUUUUAAACCAAGAUAUAUGUAAUGACAAACCAGGAUUUGUGGAAACUAAAAGUCAGCACUGCCCAUCGACUCAGUUCAGACAUAAUGUCAAACCAUGAUUUUUCAUUAUGAUUUCUCUGUCAUGUGCAAGUCUUCUUCUAGUGUGCAGCAAGCCAUAGCUUGCUUUGCCUGAUUGCAGGAAACUGAUUUGCAAAAACUUUAUUUUGCCUGCAAGCCACAAUCAAACUGUGGUUUCAGAUAAUAGUUUGCAAAUAAAUAAUGAUUUGUGCAAAUCAAUGUUUUCUGCAUUCAGACAAAUUAGAAGCGGCUGCUUUUAAUCUACCUCCCCAUCACCGUUGCCAUGUGCAAAUGAAGGGGAAGAGGGAUUGUGAGAGUCUAAGACUUGUUUUUACCCUGUUUUUUAUUCUGCGAACUGCCCUGAGAUCUCAUGAUAAUAAUUUGUUAUAAAUCAUAAUAAGUAAUAAAAUAUUAAUAAGAUUGAAUUAAGCCACUACCUUACUAGCAAUUUUGUUUGUUUGACUUCUUGCUUGUUACCCAAAGGUUUCCAAGUAAACGUUUAAAAACAUAAAUACAUCAUGCCAUUAAAAGAAUUCAUGCAAAUUAACUAGUCGUCAUUUCUAGCUAGCUAUCUUUCUAUCGCUAUAUAUGCAGAGCUUUUUUUCAGCCAGAACUUGCCGGAACUCAGUUCCGGUACCUCUCAGUUCUGGCGCCAUUGCCAUUCUAAGAGAACAAGGGACGUGUUCAUGGUGAGUUUUAGCCCCUCUUUUUUCAGAAAAAUAGCACUGUAUCUGUGUAUUAUAUAUGCACAAAACAACCUCCCAUAGCAAUGACUGACGUGUGUGCUUUGGCAGCACACAAGUCAAAAACAACAACAUUCUUUUGACACUCUGACAGGGUGAUAGGAAGGAAUAUUUUGCUCACUAAAAUAUGUAUGUAUCUGUGUUUUUCAGCAAAUGUAUUUACUCUCCAGGUCUUCAAACCAAUGGUUGAGAAGUUCAAUUUGACCCUGGACUGCGAUAUAAAAAGGAGGUAGGUCUCAGGCUCUUCUUUUUGCGACUGUGAGGAGGAGAUUGGAAGCUUUUAAAUAACUGCAGUUUGACAUUGUGUUUGAACCUUGAACUGUGCUUAAAUAAGCCAGCCAUAAACUCUAGUUUUUAUUUGACUUGUUUCUUCGUUGCCAUGACAGGAACAUUACAUGGCCCAUAACCUGCUGUUUCUUGACAGGGGCUACUACCCCAAGGGGGGUGGCGAAGUGAUCAUACGGAUGUCGCCUGUUAAACAGUUGAGCCCAAUCGACUUAACCGACCGCGGCAUCGUGACCAAGAUACAUGGAAGAGCCUUCGUAGCUGGAGCUCUGCCAGUCAAAGUGAGCCUGUCCUCAUAUUUUUAGGGCCUGUCAUUUUAGGGGGUGAAACUCAAAUUUUUGCAAAUUUCUUUCAGUGAGGGGGCCACAAAGUUUUUGGGCGUGAGGCGUUCAAACUGCUCUUUAUUUUUUUGUGAUUGGACAACUCUCAGCUUGGUAAGUCCAGCUCAUUAACUGCUUUUGUAAAACCAAGGCAUUUUACUGUUACCUUCUGGAAAUACUAAAUAGAUUCUAUAUCAAUCUUAUUUUUUAUUACUAACUGCAAGUACAGUGGUACCUCGGAAGUCACACAGAAUCCGUUCCGGAAGCCCAUUCGACUUCCAAAACGUUCAGAAACCAAGGCGCGGCUUCCGAUUGGCUGCAAGAAGCUCCUGCAGCCAAUCGGAAGCUGCGUCGGAUGUUCGGGUUCCAAACAACGUUCGCAAACCAGAACACUCACUUCCGGGUUUGCUGAGUCUGGGAGCCAAAACGUUCGACUCGCAAGGCGUUCAGGAUCCAAGGUACAACUGUACUUGGCAAUCAUUUUUAAUGAUUUCUGUGCAAUUCGACACACAUUUUACUUGCCAAGCAGAACCAAAUUGUAUUAAUUUAACCAAAACAUCCUGUCAAAAUAUUAUAACUUUGUAGCACCCCUCCUUUUGGUGAUCUGUCAGUUGAAAAAUUAAAUGCACCCUCAUGGGAAAAUGCAUGUGUUCUGCUGCACAUGGUGAAUAAAAAAUAUGUGUAGCUACUUUCUUUCCAGCAUAUCAGUGAAUUUGUAAUGCAUAUGUAUGCAGGUGCCCACACAUAUUUUGUUAUAGAACCAGAAGGAGAAGGACCAUAGUUUUUUAUGGGGGGUGUCUCAGGAGCUAUCACUGGCACCUUUGAUUCAAAGAAGGAAUGGGGAGCAUGUGAUAAGUAAGACCCCUGCCAGAGACUCUGGGGGAGCUGAUGUUGGUGAAUCAGCCUGACCUGGAAUAAUGUAUCUUCCAGGGUCUCGUUUUUGUGACAUCGGAAUAGCACCUCUUUCUAAAUAUGCAGAGGAACCUAAUCCAGAUAUAGCCAGCCAGUGGGGUGCCCUGCAGACAUUAUAGGAUUCUAACUCCCAUCAGCCCCAAUGGUUGGGGAUGAUAGGAGUCCCAAAAACAAAUUUUGGGAAGGCACUACAUUAGCUACCCCUGACCUACAUUGUAUAGACAUUGUCUAAUAGGCAAGCGUUUACCAAGCAGUAACAUGCUUUGCGUAUAUGAGACACUUUAGCAAGCCAGGUGUCUGUGCGUCAACCUGCCGAGGAGUAAGGAGAAUUUUAUCGCCCGUUUUGUAUGGUAGAAGCCAUUUUCUACGUAGGAACUUCAGACUAUGGUGGAAAGCUCUUCUGUCGAGGUUUCAGUUGUUUUUCUUUGUUUGACUUUGUCACGUUAGUUAGCAAAAGACAUGGCGUCGGCAGCAAUGCGGUGCAUCAGAAAGGAAAUCCGAGACCUUGACGUCAACAUCGAGGCUGUUCGAGAACCGGAUAAUGAGGCCUUUGGAACCGGAAGUGGAAUAAUGUGAGUGGGCUCAAAUUGCAGGUUUCCGCACGCUCGCUAUCCAGAAAUUCACUUAUCUGCACUUUAAAGUUUUCCAAAGGCUGUUUUCUAUGCAUAACUGUUCCAACAUCUCACCCUCCCCCCUUCUGUUUAGAAUUGUUGCAGAGACUUCCACAGGUUGCUUGCUGGCUGGAUCAUCGCUUGGUAAAAGAGGUGAGGAUUUGGGCAAACAGGAUUUUUAAUUAUUAUUUUUUUGAAAAAGCUUCUAAUGGAAACUAAUUUGGCGCUCUGACAUGCUUCGUGGUGGUGUCUUAUUUUAUAUUAUCCAUGUUCUGCGUAAUUACGAUGUAAUAAUUACAGUCACUAAAAGGCCACAUUCUUGAGCUACGGUAGCUAACCUUUUUUUUUUUUGCACAUAGCUCACACAAGCACAAAACACUUGCCACACAUGCAGCACAGGUGUGUUAGGUUCUACCUGUGCUUCUUCUUCACACAGGUAAAAAUGCUGACAAAGUUGGAAUCGAAGCCGCCGAGAUGUUGCUUGGAAAUCUUCGACAUGGGGGAGCAGUGGACGAUUAUCUGCAAGACCAAGUAAGCGUUUCGUGUAGAGCUGGGAAGGCGAACCUUUUGCCCUCCUAGUGUGGUUGGACUCUGCUAGUCUGACCAAUGGCCAGGGCAGAGGGGAGUUGUGGUCCAGUAACAUCUGCAAGGCCACAGGUUCCCUAUCCUUGACACAGAGGUUCCCUCAUAUAAUCAUAGCUGUCAACUUUUCCCUUUUCUUGUGAGGAAUCCUAUUUGGAAUAAGGGAAUUUCCCUUAAAAAAAGGGAAAUGUUGACAGCUAUGCAUAUAAGGAAACAAGAGUUUGACAAGGUCAGGUGGAGGCACCUCCCAAAACGAGAAGGGCAGAAUAUUAGGCUUGUCGGUGAUCUUGAAAGGGCUGCACUCUGGCACCUACCUGGGAGUAAGUCCCCUUGUGACACGGGUGGCACUGUGGUCCAAACCAUCGAGCCUCUUGGGCUUGCUGAUCAGAAGGUUGGUGGUUCAACUCCCCGCAACAGGGUGAGCUCCCAUUGCUCUGUCUCAGCUCCUGCCAACCUAGCAGUUUGAAAGCGCACCAGUGCAAGUAGAUAAAUAGGUAGCACUGCAGCAGGAAGGUAAAUGGCAUUUCUGUGCGCUCUGGUUUCCGUCACGGUGUCCCGUUGUGCCAGAAGCAGUUUAGUCAUGCUGGCCACAUGACCCAGAAAGCUGUCUGUGGACAAAUGCCAGCUCCCUUAACCGUUAAAGCGAGAUGAGCGCCGCAACCCCAUGGUCGCCUUUGACUGGACUUAACCGUCCAGGGGUCCAUUGUGAGUUAUGUGGGCAAGGAGUGUUACUUCAACUGGCUUUCUUUAGCUGCCAUGGGAGUUGCAUCACUAAUAAUGAUGUGGUUUUUUUUCUUCCUCUCUCUUCUCAAGCUAAUCAUUUUCAUGGCUUUAGCAAAUGGCCUCUCCAGAGUGAAAACUGGACCAAUUACUCUCCAUACAAAAACUGCUAUACAUUUUGCAGAACAGCUGACAAAGGUGAGUGAUACAUAGUUUUCUUUUUUUUUUAAUGUCGGUUGAUGAGUACACACUUCACAGACUUGCUUUCUCUAGUUACCGUAGUUUUUGCUCCAUAACAUGCAUUUUUUUCCUCCUAGAAAGUAAGGGGAAAUGUCUGUGUGUGUUACGGAGCAAAUGCUUCCCUCCUCUGUGGCUCGCUUUGAAAGAGCAAAGCGGGAGAAGAGCCGCUGAGUGGGGAGGAGAGAGGGACAGAGAGCCUGCUUCUUUAAAGGAGCAAAGUGGGAGAGGAGAGGAGCCGCUUACACGAGUGUAAGCGGCACCUGUCCGGUUGGCUCCUUUAAAGCAAGCAGGCUCUCUGUCCCUCCUCCCCACUCAGCUCGCUAAGUAGCAGCAAAGUUUUUCAGCUUGCUAAGCCGGGGGGAUGAGCCGGGGAGGAGGGAGAGAAGCAGAGUCUGCUUGCUUUAAAGGAGCAAAGUGGGAGAGGAGAGGAGCCUUCUCCCCUUAUACCCCUCUCCUGCAUUAUUAGCAGCAUCCUCCACACACCCCACGCGUGUUCCUUCUCCCCUUAAACCCCUCUUCUGCGUUAUUAGCAGCAUCCUUCUCCACCCACCCCACGCGUGCUCCUUGUCCCUUGAGUGCUUUUCCUUCCCUCCCCACUUAAAAUGUGGUUACAAAGCACAGAUCCACAUGGAUCCUCAGGAUUUUUGCACUGGGUCACCCCAAAUUCACCAUCAGAUCACAUAGCAUGUCCAUGGCUACAAUUUGCACCAAAAAAAAUCACGCACCCACUGUUGCCUGGGGCCGCGGUGGUGCAAAAACGUGGUUACAAACAUGGAUCCACGUGGAUCUUCAGGAUUUUUGCAUUGGGCUACCCCAAACUCACCGUCAGAUUACAUGUCUGUGGCCACAGCAUGAACCACAAAAAUCAUACAUCCACUGUUUCAUUUAGAAUAUUUUUUUUCUUGUUUUCCUUCUCUAAAAACUACGUGCGUCUUAUGGUCGGGUGCGUGUUAUAGAGCGAAAAAUAUGGUAGAUAUUUUCAGUAGUUUAUGCUGCUGUUAUGGAAUAGUCUCCCUCAGGUGGGGGUCUAGCAAAGCCUCCUCAAGUCUGUUUAUAUGACAAGUUUACUCACGCUUUUAACACCUCAAGUUUUAAACUGAACGUUGUUUACUAUCAGUUUUGUAUUAUUAUUAUUGUUAUUAUUAUUAUUAUUAUUAUUAUUAUUAUUAUUAUUGUACCGUAUUUUUUGCUCUAUAAGACUCACUUUUUCCCUCCUAAAAAGUAAGGGGAAAUGUGUGUGCGUCUUAUGGAGCGAAUGCAGGCUGCGCAGCUAUCCCAGAAGCCAGAACAGCAAGAGAUAUCGCUGCUUUCGCUGCACAGCGAUCCCUCUUGCUGUUCUGGCUUCUGAGAUUCAGAAUAUUUUUUUUCUUGUUUUCCUCCUCCAAAAACUAGGUGCGUCUUGUGGUCUGGUGCGUCUUAUAGAGCGAAAAAUACGGUAUUUUAUUUUCAGAGCCUGAUUUUAAUAAGCAAGCUCCUGCACGUCAUGCAAUCAAAAAAGGUGGCUACACAUGUGCAUUUUAAAGAAUACGUUAAUAAACCCACUUUAUGACACUUAAAAUUAUUUUCAUUGCAGGCUAAAUUUACUGUGACAAAAUCAGAAGAGGACGCUUCCCCCAAGGAUGCCUACAUUAUCGAGUGCCAAGGAGUUGGACUGCUAAACACCAAUUUGUAGCUGCUGCUGUUUGUUGGAAUGGUUUAAUUAUUAUUAUUUUGGCUUUGUUUUUGUUUUGCCUUUAAAAAUAUUGCUGACAUCCUCAAGGGAGAAAAGUGUGAUUAGUGUUAGGUUUGAAUUAAUUCUAAUAAAGGACAUCCAUUUUGGGCUCUCUAGAUAAUAAAAAGCCUAUAUUGCUGCUGUUAAACACAGCAGAUGAUCAGUAUAGAUCACAGCAGAGUGGGGAAAGCGAUAGCUUCGGCUUUUAAAAACGGACUUCUGUGAUUCGGUCGUUCUUGUCCCCUGUUGGGAGCUGAUCAUAUGGAAUCCUUCACGUGCGUUGCAACAAAAAUGUCGACAAAAAGUCAUUUUCAGCAGUUUCUGUUCACAUCUCUCUUUUUAUUUCUGUAACCCUUUCUUGCACACGACUACAGAUAAAAAUAAAGCAGUCUCAACAGAUGAAGAUAUUUGCUACUUAUUACCAGUAAAAGGGCAGAGGUUUGCAAAUAAUAUGGGGGGCAUUUUCUGACGGUGGCACCUGUAUGACCUGCUUUGCAUCAAGUGUGCAGGUUCCGGAAAGGGAGAAUGUAGCUGUGUCCCUUCUCCCUGUGUCCAUUUACUGCUGCAAGCUUUGACUUAGUGCAGUUGCUCCCAAACUUGAAAACUGCCGAGGGUCUCGGUAUACGCGCUUAAUGAUAUUUCUGCCUGUUGUAGCAAUUUCAGUGCGCUGUGCUAGACGCCGUAUGCUUUAUAAUUGUGUUUUCGUUGCUCCUUUUCUUUCUUACGUUGCAUUUCUUGUAGCCCAGUUUGAGUUUCGCAGAAUUCAAGCUGUAACGCAGCACAGUGUGAGAAAGAGAAGAAGUGAUAAGAACGCCAUUAAAAAUCAGUGCGAAUAUUUAAGGCAGACAUGCCACAAACCCUUCACACUUGGCACUCUCCCAGUCCUCUGCAAUUUCUGGCUGUUUUUUUAAAAUAUAUAAAAUGUAUUGAAUAUACAUCAUCUCUCCAGCGUUGUCUGUACUUUGCCCCAUGUGCAGAGUUGGAACUCAGAAGGCAGAGGUGGGCAUAGUGAUAGUUGUUUUAAUUUGAUCAGUUACAUGCUGUUAGUACAACAUCAGGGCCCUGCUGAGGGGUGUGUGUGUGUGUGUGUGUGUGUCCAGGUGUCCCUAUUUUCCAGGGACAGUCCUGGAUUUACAGAAGCUGUCUCAGUUUCUGAUUUGAUCCCAGAAUGUCUCGCUUUCCCUUAGGACAUCCCUAUUCUCACUGGAGAAAUGUUGGAGGGUAUGGUAAGACGUCUCUGUUUUCAUCAGAGGGUAUGUAGUCAUGUAACCCCCGAGCCAAGGAGUUAAGUAACCAGUGCUUUUUUUCCCUGGGGGUACGCAGAACCGACACCUUUUUCCCCUAGAAGCAAUGUUUGGGCAACCAAAAUGGUCAAAGGCCUGGAAACGAUGCCUUAUGAGGAACGGCUAAGGGAGCUGGGCAUGUUUAGCCUGGAGAAGAGGAGGUUAAGGGGUGAUAUGAUAGCCAUGUUCAAAUAUAUAAAAGGAUGUCACAUAGAGGAGGGAGAAAGGUUGUUUUCUGCUGCUCCAGAGAAGCGGACACGGAGCAAUGGAUCCAAACUACAAGAAAGAAGAUUCCACCUAAACAUUAGGAAGAACUUCCUGACAGUAAGAGCUGUUUGACAGUGGAAUUUGCUGCCAAGAAGUGUGGUGGAGUCUCCUCCUUUGGAGGUCUUUAAGCAGAGGCUUGACAACCAUAUGUCAGGAGUGCUCUGAUGGUGUUUCCUGCUUGGCAGGGGGUUGGACUCGAUGGCCCUUGUGGUCUCUUCCAACUCUAUGAUUCUAUGAUUCUAUGUAAGUAACUAUACAACCUUUAGAAGACACCUGAAGGCUGCCCUGUGUAGUUUUAUUAUGUUUUUCUAUGCAGUGGUACCUCGGGUUACAUACGCUUCAGGUUACAUAUGCUUCAGGUUACAGACUCCGGUAACCCAGAAAUAGUACAUCGGGUUAAGAACUUUGCUUCAGGAUGAGAACAGAAAUUGUGUGGCGGCAGCGGGAGGCCCCAUUAGCUAAAGUGGUGCUUCAGGUUAAGAACAGUUUCAGGUUAAGAACGGACCUCCGGAACGAAUUUAGUACUUAACCCGAGGUACCACUGUAUGUUGGAAGCAGCCUAGGGUGGCUGAGGCAAGCCAGUCAGGCGGGGUAUAAAGAAUAAAAUUAUUACUAUUUUUAUGUUAUGGAAUAGGACAUCCCUAUUUUCAUCAGAGAAAUGUUGGAGGGUAUGUUGUGUUUGUGUGUGUGUGUGUGUGUGUGUGUGUGUGUGUGUGUGUGUGUGUUGUUGAUACUUUCACCCCUCCCAUUGCAAGAAUCUCCUGAUCUGAUGUUUUGAGAAAGGAGGGGGCGGAAACUGCUCUUCUACUGACUGCCUGACUGUGUGGAGAGAGUCUUAUCUAUGUAGUGACUAGAUGGCUGACUGGGAUAUGUAACACUCAUGCAAGCCAGUAGUUUGUUAGUUUGUAGUAGCUAUUAGAAAUAAAAGGAGUUAUGCUUCACAACUA
This is a messenger RNA of Podarcis lilfordi (Lilford's wall lizard), 15559 nucleotides long. The record is from the annotation of a GenBank genome assembly. Lineage: Eukaryota; Metazoa; Chordata; Lepidosauria; Squamata; Lacertidae.